AUGAAUCCUGAAUACGAUUAUCUUUUCAAAUUGUUGCUUAUUGGUGAUUCUGGUGUAGGCAAAUCAUGUCUACUAUUACGUUUUGCUGAUGAUACAUAUACUGAAAGUUAUAUCAGUACAAUUGGUGUUGAUUUCAAAAUUCGAACAAUUGAUCUUGAUGGCAAAACAAUCAAAUUACAAAUUUGGGAUACAGCUGGUCAAGAACGAUUUCGUACCAUUACAAGUAGUUACUAUCGAGGUGCACAUGGUAUUAUUGUUGUUUAUGAUGUCACCGACCAAGAAUCAUUUAAUAAUGUAAAACAAUGGCUUCAAGAAAUCGAUCGUUAUGCUAGUGAAAAUGUGAACAAAUUAUUAGUUGGAAAUAAAUGUGAUUUAACGGCAAAAAAAGCUGUUGAAUAUACUAAAGCAAAAGAAUAUGCAGAUUCAUUAAAUAUUCCAUUUUUGGAAACAUCGGCGAAAAAUUCGACGAAUGUUGAACAGGCAUUUAUGACGAUGGCAACAGAAAUCAAGUCUCGUAUGGCAUCCGUUCAAUCAGGACCGUCGGGUAAACCAUCAACCAAUGUUAAUAUAAAUACCGAAAGAAAGCCAGUACAACAAUCGGGCGGUUGUUGUUAG
Rotaria socialis is the source of this 615-nucleotide messenger RNA. The record is from the annotation of a GenBank genome assembly. NCBI's taxonomy places the organism in Eukaryota, Metazoa, Rotifera, Eurotatoria, Philodinida, Philodinidae.